Yamadazyma tenuis ATCC 10573 is the source of this 2295-nucleotide messenger RNA. Lineage: Eukaryota; Fungi; Ascomycota; Pichiomycetes; Serinales; Debaryomycetaceae. The record is from RefSeq and is a predicted model, not a curated record.
UUAUUGGCAUUCACCAUCGCAUCUCUCUUACUUCUCAUACUCGGCCUUACAGUGCCUGACAUUCCCUCAUUUGUACUAUAACGUGGAUAUUAAUCCUUCACUAUCACCUUGAAUCCUCCAGAGACCUGGCCAUAAGGUCAUCGACAAAUACCUCCCACACAUCCAUUGCAUGAAGUAUCAACAAACAAUCAUUAUCCAUCUUAAUAUCAUCCAAGCAUCUAUCUGGGGAGGGCUUGCUCGGAAAGGGCUCGGGAUUCUCACAGACUAUGAUGGUGCAAUCCCUUAUAAUGCGCUUUGGGCCAAUUUUGCUGCGUGUUUAGUACUAGGAACUGUUUCCAAAGUCAAGAAGACUCCGUUCAUCAUAGGAGUUUCCACUGGAUUCUGCGGAACCCUCUCGUCAUUUUCGGCCCUUGUACUAGAGUUGUUCUACAGCUCUGCCAAUGUGUCCGUGGGUAUCAGAUACGAUCUCCCGACCAAAGGAUAUGGAGUACUACAGUUUUUGUCAGUUCUUCUAGUGGAAAUGGGGGUAUCAAUUCUAGGAUAUCACUUCGGGUUGCACUUGUCCCCAAUGUACCCGUUAAAUGAACAGCACCACGAGCCACUAUCGUACAUAGGAGCAGUUUUAGGAGCAGCAAUGCCAGUUAUCACGGUGGUGUUACUCGCUAUCAACCCGUUAUAUGACUCAUGGAGAGCAUGGGUGUUUUUGAUUUUAUUUUCCCCCAUGGGGGCACUCUUGAGAUUCCAUCUAGGAAAACUCAACCGUCCCAAGUUUCCAUAUGGUACAUUUACUGCCAACGUGACGGGAUCAAUACUAAUUGCAGUCUUUGCUCUCCUCACAAGAGCUCGCGUUUCCAAGUCUGACCACUCCGGAUUAAUAACCAGUUAUAUAGGAUGUCAAGCCCUUUCAGGCCUACAAGAUGGAUUAUGUGGAGCCCUUACAACCAUUAGUACAUUCGUUAGUGAGUUGUUCUCACUUGGACCAAAAGAAUCAUAUCUUUAUUCAAGUGUUUCAAUAACAGUCAGUUUCGUGCUCCUCCUUCUCAUUUUAGGGCCAUAUACUUGGACAGUGGGUUUAAGCGAUCCAAUUUGUGGUUACAGCUAGAGAACAUCACUUACUUGCCAGCACACAACUGGCACUUAAAUUACCAACUUCCAUAUCCUAUCGGAAAGCUUAUCGAGAAACAGGAAAGAAUUCCCCUGUCGCUUAUUACCUUAUGCGGAAGGUCCAACAAGCCAAUCGCACUACACUUAUUAAUAAUUGUUGUUCCUCUCAUCUUAAUUUUCACUCCUGGCAAUGUAUAUUCCAGACAAAUAUGAUGCUCCUGAAUGGGAACAACAAAAAUCCAUCAUUAAAGAGUACCCAUUGGCGGUAUUGAUAACAUCCACAGAAGAUGGCAUCAUCGCAAAUCAUAUCCCUUUUAAUUUGGUCGAGCGGGACGGGAAAAAAAUCCUUCAAGCCCACUUAGCUAAAGUCAAUCACCAAUUGCCUUCUUUAAAGGAUAACGACAAGGUUUGUGUGGUGUUUCUGUCAUCUGAUGCGUAUGUCACUCCAAGUUACUAUAAAACCAAAGAAGAGACUCAUAAAGUGGUUCCUACCUGGCUUUUCGCAGCCGUUCAUUGCUAUGGUAGUUCCACCUUAAUUGAUGAUUUCGAUUUUAUCAAAAAGCAGCACGAGUCGUUGACCGACCAAGAAGAGGCUGGUAGAGAAAAGCCGUGGGCUAUUGAUGAAGCCCCGGAAAAGUAUUAUAAGAUUAUGCAGAAAGCCAUAAUUGGCCUCGAGAUUGAAAUCACCAAGAUCGAGGGAAAGUUCAAGUUUGAACAGAAGAUGAGAAGAGAGGAUAUUGAUGGGGUGAUCACUGGUUUGGCCCAGGACAACAUCCCCCGUGUUUCUAAGUUUGUGGAAGACUCCAAUAAGGCGUAAAUAUAGUAUGGUAUAAUAUAUGUAUGUAUUAAUAGAUGCUACACUUCGGGGAGGUUUCUUUUUCUAUUUAAUGCUUGAGUGCUUUGGGUACCAUUAGUAUACCUAGGUAUUGUUCUUGGUUUGGUGGCCCCAUAGUCGGAGGCGUUCAACGAGCCAGCUCUUUGGAACAAUUUUUGGGAGUUUUGGGGGAUAAGGUGAUCUCUUUCAUUAAGCAUAUCAUCAUCAGUUUCGUAUCCUCCAUCGUAAUUAUGACUGGGGUCCUCAUCUAAAUCGCUUAUCCUCAUAUAGCCACCUUCUUGGUAAGGCUCAAAGGGAUUCUUGGGCGUGUCAUCUGAUUUUCCACUCAAACAGAACAUUACCAUGAAUAGGAGAAU